GAUCAAAGGCGUCAGUCCCAAAGUGAUGAAGGUAAUCCAGAUGUUGAGGCUGAGGAAGAUCUUCAGUGGGGCCUUCGUCAGAAUCAACAAGACCUCUGUAGCCAUGAUGAAGAUGGUGGAGCCCUAUGUGGCCUGGGGAUUUCCCAACUUGAAGUCUGUUCGUGAGCUGAUUCUGAAGAGAGGCCAGACCAGGGUAGGCAGGAGGAGAGUUCCUCUCACAGACAACACCUUCAUUGAGCAGCACAUGGGUAAACAUGGCAUCAUCUGUUUGGAGGACCUGAUUCACGAGAUCUAUUCAGUUGGUAAGGGCUUCCGAGCUGCCAACAACUUCCUGUUGCCUUUCAAGCUGUCGGUGGCUCGUCACGCUGCUAGGGACAAGGCCGGGCUCCUAAAGGACCUGGGAAAGCCUGGAUUCCGUGGUACAGACAUUAACUCUAUCAUCAGACAGCUGAACUGAGGACAAAAACAUGCAAGACGGACACUCAGCAGCAGCUUCAAGGAUGCUUUAGUGCAACUGCCAACGACAAGAUAUUUAAAUUUAUUUUUUGUUUCUUUGGCAGAGAAGCCAAUGGGUUCCACCUAGAGUCAUACUUUAAUAUACAUUUACCUGUACACCCAUUCCCUGGUUACACUUACAGUACACUGGGAGACAUAAGAAGGACCUGAAGUGGGGUCUCUUGCUUAUCCAUGUUUUUGUUUUGCACUCAUGUUUGAAAAAUGAAAUCAUGUAGUGCCCCUAACCACAGACUGAUGGAUGCAGUUGUGCUCCUUGGUGAAAAUGUAACAAUGUGUAAUAAUAACUUGAGAAAUGUAAAACAUUGUCAGUUAAAUGGUGUUUAGUUGCUACACAUGACAUUCCUCCAUUUGUCAGAGGAAUGGAUCAAUACUUGCUACAUAGGCAAGGACAGUAAAUGAUUAAGUAGGAUGGGCAGGGCAGCACACCUACAGUAAUCUCAUUUACCGCAUUUAGUAGUUUUCAGUGUGUAAAGUCUGAAAAAUCUGUUUAAAAUCUUGAUUAAUUCAUUGAUUUAUGAUUCAUUGUCAAUACACUUGGUUUUUACAAUAAAAAAAAAAUGAUUCAUUA
Molecule: messenger RNA, 1084 nt
Organism: Morone saxatilis (striped sea-bass)
Lineage: Eukaryota; Metazoa; Chordata; Actinopteri; Moronidae
Gene: rpl7l1
Product: ribosomal protein L7-like 1
Biological process (GO): maturation of LSU-rRNA from tricistronic rRNA transcript (SSU-rRNA, 5.8S rRNA, LSU-rRNA)
Cellular component (GO): cytosolic large ribosomal subunit
Molecular function (GO): structural constituent of ribosome; RNA binding
Source: RefSeq, a predicted model, not a curated record